This is a messenger RNA of Physcomitrium patens, 3866 nucleotides long. Its product is annotated as putative protein S-acyltransferase 22. The record is from RefSeq and is a predicted model, not a curated record. Gene Ontology annotation, biological process: protein targeting to membrane; peptidyl-L-cysteine S-palmitoylation. Gene Ontology annotation, molecular function: protein-cysteine S-palmitoyltransferase activity. Gene Ontology annotation, cellular component: Golgi apparatus; endoplasmic reticulum. Lineage: Eukaryota; Viridiplantae; Streptophyta; Bryopsida; Funariales; Funariaceae.
CCACCAUCGCCACGCCUCGCCUCCGUCGCCAGGUACCCACUCCCCACUCCCACCCGACCCGACCCGAGAGUGUUGAUUGAUUGCGGAGGCACGCAUUCAUGCUGUUGGAUGUGGGAGAGAGAGAGAGAGGACGUUUUCCAGCGCUUUGGAACGGUCUUUGGCAGUGUUUGUAUAACUGACUGACUGCUGUGGCAGAGGUGUGGCAGACAGUAUCUUUUCUAGAUGCGUAGCUUUCCUGAGUUAGUUCUGGGGGAGGAGGGAUUGGGAGUCGAGGAGGCUUGUGUUGCCUGGAUGUUUGAGUCUCUUGUGCUCUAGAUGUUUGCCACAACUCGUUUCUUUCUCCUUUUUCUCUCACCUUUAGCCGUUGGAAUUUCUGUCUUGGGACGAUUCGACGAGCGUGCAGCGAUUCGGGGUUUGUGAGAUGGGGAGGUGGGUAUGAGGUCGUAUCCCUGGGGGUUUAGUGUUGGGUUUGUUGCUGGUGGUCGUGAAGGUGGAAUCGGUGCGGUGAGGAGUCGGAUUGUGGAGUGGGCAGAUUUGAAUUUUGGACCAGGAGCCAUGAAAGGACAGCUUGUCGCGGCCAGAUUGGAUUUGUAACCGUGGAUUUGAGAUUCGACUUGAGCUGCCAACAUGGGUCGGAGUUUGAAAUUAUGUCGCUGAGUGGAAGUGCGGUGCACAGGAUAGGGGUUGUGGUGUAGAAGAGGCUGGUAGAAGGAGAGUGGGGGAUCAGUGCGGUUGGGUAUCCAUAAUGUCGCGGUGAAUGCGCAACAGUGAAGCCCAAGCUGACCCUGGAGACAUCGGGAUCUCGACUGAUUGAUCACUUGUUGACAAAUGCUAGUAUUAGUUUUUGACCAGACUUUGAUCCACUAGGUGAGAUAGAGGGGCUGGCUCUCGGAGCCAGCGCCGCACAAUGCGAAAUCAUGGUUGGCAGCCUCCGUUUCACCCUUUGCAGACGGUGGCAAUUGUGGUCUUCUCUGCGCUGGCCUUCUCGUUCUAUGUAUUCUUUGCUCCGUUCCUGGGUACUAGAACCUUGAAAUUCAUUGUAAUCGGUGUUUUCACGCCUCUGGUGGUUGCAGUGUUCUCGCUUUACAUUGCGUGCACAUGGAUUGAUCCUGCCGACCCAGGUGUCCGUCUAGAGAAGCAGAAAGACAAUUCGAAGAAGGAGGUAGCAGCAUCAGGCAGGUAUGGGCAGCCAAUGGAAGAACCAAAGCAAACCAUAAUGGAUCUCCUAGCCAACCGAGAAUCUGGCUAUGGUACGAUUGAAGAAUCUGGGUGCAAGCCUAUGUCGGAAAAGCUGAUCGAGAAAUCAUGCUGCAAGAGGAAACGAGAGGACGAAGAAUCAAGUCUCGACAGCCAGUCCCUCUACUGUAGCAUUUGCGAUGCAGAGAUAUCAGUGCAGAGCAAGCACUGUAGGGCAUGUGACAAGUGUGUGCACGGAUUUGAUCACCACUGUCGGUGGCUUAAUAACUGCGUUGGCACGAGGAAUUAUAAGCUAUUUGUGGCACUGAUGGUGUCUUGCCUGCUCAUGCUUAUUCUGGAGUGGGCAGUAGGCAUCGUGGUGCUUGUCCGCUGCGUGAAAUACGAGUCUGCAUUUCAGGAGGAAAUCAGAGACAAUCUUGGCAGGAGCUUUCCUCGUGUGGCUUUCAUGGUAGUGCUGGUUCUCUUGACCUUCCUAGCAUUACUGGCGACUGCUCCUUUGACCCAACUUUUUUUCUUCCACCUCAUCCUCAUGCAUAAGGGAAUAACGACUUAUGAUUACAUUUUAGCAGUCAGAGAGCAGAACCAAGAGUAUUGGGAUGAGGUCGGUGGAUUGUCAAGUGUAACGACAACCCCUCAAACAUCCACCGAGACAGGGUUUAGCGGCUAUAACAGUUCAGCACCUAAACGCAUUGUUUUCUGCACACCUCCACGCAUGUUUGUUGAUCAAGAUCAGACCGUGAUGGCAUUGAGUGACUUAGAGGUGGGAAAGGUUGGUGGUGGUAAGAUCAUAGACGCCAAAUCGCAACAGAGACCUGCACCAGUUGGUCUGAACCCAUGGAAGCUGGCACGUGUGGACAGAGAUGAUGCUGCAAGAGCAGCAGCUCGGGCACGGGAGAAGUCUUCAAUUCUUCGCCCUGUUAGACCCGGCGUAGACCCGUCAGCAAGUAUUGAUUCGGACAGCAGUUUGCAGAGCAGUCUAAGCUCAAGUGGAGAGAUCAGAGUCGCUGGGAGCCGGCGUAGUAGGAAGAAGCGAAAUGUGCCUGGCCUUCGAAGGGAAAUGUGGUCUAUAACUAAGAACAAAUGGGAUAGGAUCAUACCUCUCAGCGGUGAAGAGGACUUGUUUGCUCCACGCAGUGAAGGACUACAGCCACUUUCGCAAGAGCCCACUAGCCCAUAUCGCUCAAGCCCCAAUGAAGCGUACUCUGGUGCUCCUCGGGCUUCUUUCCCUCCACCUGCUUCCUACCCCCCACGAGUCCUCUUCCCUAGGUAUCCUGGCGACGCAAUGCCUUCCAAUCAUGCGCUCCCAGGAUCUGACAACAGUCGAGUGACACAAGGGAUUCCGCACACCUCCAAACCUGACAAGGCUCUCACGGAACUGUCAGUGAACAGCGUCGACGUUCUGCGUAUUUCUGCUAACAGUGAUGGGUAUGAGGCCUCGUGUGGAGAGAGUGGGGAUGAUACGAGCGACGCAGUUGGUCUCAGCCAGUCCUGGAAUAAUGCAUCAUGGAGCAAGUUUUCCAUGAACAAUCCCGCCUACGCCACUCCCGUCGUCAUGGUUCCUGUAUGGGGGCAGGAGAAUUUUAAAGAGGAGUCCGCGAAACCCUGGGUUGUAUUCAGUGCAUCCAGCUUCAAGCAGGAUGUUAAGGAAAGUCCUGGAGGGCAAUCUGCAUCUAGUGGGUCAAGAGUAGAGGCGAACAUCCUGAAGAUGAAGCCAGAGCUUCGAGAUGCCAGGAAGCACACCUCCUCUCCAACAGUAUACGAAGACUCUCCACUGCGUGAGUCUUCUGACUUUCUGUCCGAAGAUACCACCACGAGCUAUGGGGAGACUCCUGACAGAGGCUCAAUGAGCUCAUUCUUCUACAACGGCCCGUUGGAUGUUAGCUUCAAAGCCCCAUCUGAGCGGCACAUGGUCUCAAACAGACGGCUGAUGAACUCAAUCAUGCAAGGUCCCAGGCUUUCUCGGCCCACAGACGAUCCUAAGCUGCUUGUAGAAACACCUUGAGUGACCACUCUGGCUUGUGCUCUGUACAUUUCUCCCCGCAAGGAAUGAAUCCCUUGAUCUGAGUAGCGACGCUCGGGUUCUCUGAAGAGACUCCGUGCUUGUGCAGAAAGGUUGAAAUUUGCAAUCAGAUCCUUAAGUCUACCUCAGCCUGCCCACUAAAGCUACCAUACCUUAGUAAGCAGCAUAUGGGCUUGAAUCUGCUGCCCCGCCAUCUAGUAGCAGUGAUGGGGGGCACAUCGUCUGGUGGAACAAUACUAAUGGAAAGAUGAAGUUGGUUUCUGAUCUUCGGAGGUCCUUGAAAAGAAUUGGGGCUUGUAAUCUUGUGCAGUAUUACCUUCGUAGAAAUUGAAACUGGAGACAGUCAUUCAUCCUUCCUCGUUCUUGCGAUUCUCUUCUUUCCUAUUCUUGAAUGGGAUUGUGUGAGACCUCUCUUCAAUUCGUUACAAAAAGCUACCCGAGGUCUGGCAGGGCACAACGUGCACUCUUCGCUGCAUCAGUGGAAUUUUAUUAGCCGGAUUCAUAAAAGCUUCAUGCCCACUUCCCUUACCCGAGUGGAACGUUUCAUUUUGAAAAGUACGUUUAAACCUCUAUUUCUGUUUGAAACAGUAGUACAGUGGCGGUCAUAAUGAUAGUGUUACAGACUGUUUUAAUGAGAAUGUUGGAUCGA